Lolium rigidum is the source of this 1381-nucleotide messenger RNA. RefSeq names its product sialyltransferase-like protein 2. Gene Ontology annotation, molecular function: sialyltransferase activity. The record is from RefSeq and is a predicted model, not a curated record. NCBI's taxonomy places the organism in Eukaryota, Viridiplantae, Streptophyta, Magnoliopsida, Poales, Poaceae. The transcript has a single exon. The coding region runs from base 1 to 1194 and encodes 397 amino acids.
AUGAAGCGCCGCCACCUCCCGCCGGUCCUCCUACUCCUGCUCCUCUCCCUCAUCUCCCUCUCCUUCCGCCGCCGCAUUCUCCACCCCCAACAACCGCUCCGCUCCCCGGCGGGGGAUCCAUUGCUCCGUCGCCUCGCCGCCGCGGAAGGCUCGGAAGUCGACCAGGUCCUCGCCGACGCCGCCGCGCUCCUCGCCAAUGGCUCCAUAUCCACCUUCCCCAGCUUCGGCAACCGCCAGCGCCUCCUCUACCUCCGCCUCCCCUACGUCCGCCCCUCCGGCGGCCCGCCGCGCCCGAGGACCGUCUCCCGCCUCCGCGUCCCCGUCUCAACCCUCCCGUCCGACGGAUCCCUCCUAGCGUCCUUCCGCGCCUCCCUCCGCUCAUUCCUCGCCGACCACCGCCGCCACCGCCACCGCCACCGCCACCGCCACGGUGGCAACAACGUUGCCAGCGUCAUGCGCGACCUCCCCGGCCUCCUGGGCCGCCGCUUCCCGACCUGCGCCGUCGUCGGCAACAGCGGCGCGCUCCUGGGCUCCGGCCGCGGGCCGCAGAUCGACGCGCACGACCUGGUCAUCCGCCUCAACAACGCGCGCGUCGCCGGCUUCACCGCCGACGUCGGCGCCAGGACCUCCCUCUCCUUCGUCAACUCCAACAUCCUCCACCUCUGCGCGGCCCGCGCCGCCGCCACGGCCGCCGGCUGCGGCUGCCACCCGUACGGCCCCAACGUGCCCAUGGCCAUGUACGUCUGCCAGCCCGCGCACCUCCUCGACGCCGUCGUCUGCAACGCCACCGCCACCGCGGCCUCCCCGUUCCGCCUCCUCCUCACCGACGCGCGCCUCGACGCCCUCUCCGCGCGCAUCGCCAAGUACUACUCGCUCCGCCGCUUCGUGGCGCACACCGGCGGGCCCGCCAGCAACUGGUCCAGCAAGCACGACGAGAGGUACUUCCACUACUCGUCAGGGAUGCAGGCCGUGGUGAUGGCGCUCGGGGUGUGCGAGCAGGUCAGCCUGUUCGGGUUCGGGAAGCCGGCCGGGGCCAAGCACCAUUACCACACCAACCAGAAGAAGGAGCUCGACCUGCACGACUACGCCGCGGAGUACGACUUCUACCACGACCUCCAGGCGCGGCCGGAGACGGUGCCGUUCCUCGACGAGGCACAAGGCUUCACCGUGCCGCCGGUCAGGUUGAACUGGUGAGGUGCCUUAACUUAACUACUGCGUACACUAAUGUGUUGUUGUAAAAUUGUUGUUACACUUGACUGGUUGAUACAAAUGGGGUCAUUAGUCGAGACAGAAUUGUAAAUUUUUGGGAAUGAAUGUCUCACCGGAAAUUGUAAGCAGAAAUGUAGCCCAGCAUUGUGAUCAGAUCAGAUGGUUCAAAUGA